UUUCUCAAAAUCCUAAUCUCAUCCCUCUCUCUCCCUCUCCUCCUCCCACUCCAUUCUUUUCUUCUUUGUAAGUAGUAAUCUGAAGCCCAAAUCUCGCCAUCUUCUUCUUAUCUCGCCGGCGGCGGCCUUUCCAGAAUUUCCGGCCGGAAAACCAUCGGAUUUGGCCGCGCCGUUGUCUCGAUCCGAUCUCGUCGGUUUCCUGCCCCAACGGCCCUGCCGUCUUCCCCUUUCUCUCUAUCUGUUCCUUUUGUCUGUAUUCUGUAAUUAUCGUCUUUCUUUUGUAUCCGUCUCCUUCUUCCUCGUUGUAUUUUUUACAGUGUAUUCGUUUUUUUUUGGGUGAAUUUACAGUUAUAACCUCAGGUCCUCAAUGACAUUUCACUUUUUACUUUUACUAUAUAACUGAGAGGGGGGGACCACCAUAGUUGAUUUCGUCUCGUUUGGGCGGUUUCCCUUGGGCUUUUGUUGGGUUGGGUUAAAAUUGGAGUGGUUUGACGCUUUCGCUGAGGUGGCAUGAUUUCGACGGAGCGAUCGAUUGCAAUGUCGAACCACCCCCAUCGGGUGUUGACGCCUGGGGCGUCACGGAAACGGAAGGAGAGAGAUGGCCUUGAUACACUCAAAGCGUCAACUUCAACCCCGACCACCACGAUUGCAACUGCUAUGGCUGACUCGGCUCCGGUUCAGGCUCCUCCUCCUACUUCUUCAUCGAACCGGAUCUUAGCCGGUUAUAUGGCUCACGAGUUCCUAACCCAGGGAACCCUCUUCGGCCAGAAGUGGGACCCAGUUUUGGCCAAGGUUGCGCCGAUGACUGCCUCCUCCGCCUCAGCUGCCGCCGUUUCCGCCACAGCCGACGAGGGCUUCGGCGACGAGAAAGGAGAGAUGGAGAAGGUUACGAACGCGAAGGGUGUCGAAAACGGAGGGGCGAAGCUGACGGUGCCGGCGAAAAAGUCGGCGGCGCAUCAGGGCUACACUGCGGUGGCGAACCUUAUGAAGACGGAUGGGACCCACAUCCCGGGCAUUAUAAACCCGACUCAACUCUCGCAAUGGUUACAGAUAUGAAAGAGAGAAUGAGAUGCUGUGGAAGCACGUGGCGGAUUGGCAUUGGACGAAUGCUUGCUUGCUCUCUUGCUCCACGUACCAACUCUCCUCGUUAGUUUCGCGCAUGCACAGUUGAUCUCUUAUUAACGGAAAGUACUUCUCAGUCUCUCGAGAAGGUGAACAGGUGAGACCAAAGACGAAGAUAGGAGAGAAAGACUCACUCUCUUUCUCUCUCUAUCUCCAUUUUUCUUUUCUUUCUUCUUGAUUUUUAUUUUUAAGCUGUUGUUGUAGAUUUUGUUGUGUAAAAAUUGACGUGGAGGAAAUACUCUGAGCAACGCAAGAGAUUGCCAUGGAAUCAUGGAUAGAUCUUUUUAAUCUUCA
Macadamia integrifolia is the source of this 1416-nucleotide messenger RNA. RefSeq lists its product as uncharacterized. The transcript has a single exon. The record is from RefSeq and is a predicted model, not a curated record. Bases 511 to 1056 code for a protein of 181 amino acids. NCBI's taxonomy places the organism in Eukaryota, Viridiplantae, Streptophyta, Magnoliopsida, Proteales, Proteaceae.